GCGCUGGAAGUCAAGUCCCAGGUCGGCUGCGAGGCGCCGUGCCCAGGUCCUCGGCUCCCCCAGGCCCCGCGAGGGCUCUGCUAUGACCGCCGUCGCCUCCAGGAGCCAGGACUGCACCCCGAGGCCACAGCCCCGCGCGUCUCGGCCCCGCCAUCGCCAUGGGCAGCGUCAGCAGCCUCAUCUCGGGCCAUGGCUUCCACAGCAAGCACUGCCGCGCAUCGCAGUACAAGCUGCGCAAGUCUUCCCACCUCAAGAAGCUGAACCGCUACUCGGAUGGGCUGCUGAGGUUCGGCUUCGCGCAGGACGCGGGCCGGGGCAAGUCGGCCUCCAAGAUGGGCAAGAGCGAAGACUUCUUCUACAUCAAGGUCAGCCAGAAAGCGCGAGGCUCCCACCGCCCCGACUACACGGCCCUGUCCAGCGGGGAACUGGGGGGUCCGGCGGGGGUGGACUUUGACCCGUCCACCCCGCCCAAGCACCUGCCCUUCUCCAACCAGCUGGAAAUGGGCUCGGAGAAGGGUGCGGCGAGGCCCACCGCCUUCAAGCCUGUGCUGCCGCGGGCAGGAGCCCUCCUGCACUCUUCCCCCGAGGGCGCUGGCCGCCAGCUGCACCCCAGCCCCGCAGACAAGGCCAAGGAGCAGGAGCUGAAGCCCAGCCUGUGCUCGGGGGCACUGUCCGACUCGGGCCGGAACUCCAUGUCCAGCCUGCCCACCCACAGCACCACCAGCAGCUACCAGCUGGACCCGCUGGUCACACCCGUGGGGCCCAGCAGCCGCUUUGGAGGCUCCGCCCACAACAUCACGCAGGGGCUCCUCCCCCAGGACAGCAACAUGAUGAGCCUGAAGGCUCUGUCCUUCUCGGAUGGCGGCAGCAAGCUGGGCCACGCCGGCAAGGCGGACAAGGGCUCGUCUUGUGUGCGCUCCCCGCUCUCCACGGACGCGUGCGCCCUCCAGGAACUCGAGCAGAAGCUGCAGCGCAGCUUCGAGAAGGAGCUGGCCCCGGGCGAGGAGAGGCCCCGGCGGGAGCGGGAGGAGUCGGAGGGCCCCGGCAGGCUCAGGCAGGCGUCGCAGAAGGGCCCGCGCGCACAGCAGGUGCUGCAACUGCAGGUGCUACAGCUGCAGCAGGAGAAGCGGCAGCUGCGGCAGGAGCUCGAGAGCCUGAUGAAGGAGCAGGACCUGCUGGAGACCAAGCUGCGCUCCUACGAGCGGGAGAAGACCAGCUUCGCCCCCGCGCUGGAGGAGACGCAGUGGGAGGUGUGCCAGAAGUCGGGCGAGAUCUCCCUCCUGAAACAGCAGCUCAAGGAGUCGCAGAUGGAGGUGAGCGCCAAGGCCAGCGAGAUCCUGGGCCUGAAGGCGCAGCUGAAGGAGGCGCGGGGCAAGCUGGAAGGCACGGAGCUGAAGACGCAGGACCUGGAGGGCGCCCUGCGCACCAAGGGCCUGGAGCUGGAGGUGUGCGAGAACGAGCUGCAGCGCAAGAAGAACGAAGCCGAGCUGCUACGGGAGAACGUGAGCCUGCUGGAGCAGGAGCUGCUGGAGCUGCGGGCCCAGGCCGCCCUGCGGCGGGACGGCGCCGCCGCCUGCCUGGGGCCUGCCGCGGCCGAGGACAUCCCGGCGCUGCAGCGUGAGCUGGAGCGGCUGCGGGCCGAGCUGCGGGAGGAGCGGCAGGGCCACGACCAGCUGUCCUCGGGCUUCCAGCACGAGCGGCUGGUGUGGAAGGAGGAGAAGGAGAAGGUGAUCCAGUACCAGAAGCAGCUGCAGCAGAGCUACCUGCUCAUGUACCAGCGCAACCAGCGCCUGGAGAAGGCCCUGCGGCAGCUGGCCCGCGGGGACGCCGCCGGGGAGCCCUUCCAGAUUGACCUGGAGGGGGCGGACAUCCCCUACGAGGACAUCAUAGCCACGGAGAUCUGAAAGGGGGCUGCUGGGACCUUCUGGGGGGUGGGGGCCAGACCCAGAGGUCUCAGGGCAGCCGCCUCUCCUUUGUCCACCUUCCUGUCCUGCGUUCCUUGGAAUGCAAGCCCUGAUGCCUCUGGCUGUCCCAACAGAUGGGUCCAGGGAUCUCUGGGCAUUGCCCAAGGGCUCCCCAAGCCCCUCUGUUCAAAAGGGAGGUAGCCCCUGCUGCCAAGGCCAAGGACAGAAGCUGCACUCUGCUGAACCUGUCUUUCUCUUCCCGGGACCCCUGCAGGAGGCCCCUUGCACUGUGUAUCCCUCUGGCCAUUGGAGAGGUGAGGCUGGGCGUGGGGAGGCUUGGCUUAGCCACGCCACAGCUGCCUAGCCUGCAGCCUAGCAAGCGCGAGGCAGCAACCUGGGUCCACCUUGAAGGGGCGUCCUCUGGGAAACAUUAAGCAGCCAGGACCUCUGCUAGGAUGCUGUUGCUGAGUAGCCCUGCACAGCUGGUGGCCACUGGAAAGCCACGGACAUGGGGGAGGGGGCGGAGCUGGCAGGCCACCACCCUGGCCUGUUUUUUCCUCCCAAGGAGCAAGCCCCUGCUGGGAUCCCAGCACGGCCUGGGUUUGCCGUGCACCUGCAGCCCAGCUCGGGCCUCUUGGCAUCUCAGUGCUAGGUUCUGAGUCUCGAGGAGAUAAGGCACCCAGACCUGCCUCCACCUUCAGUGGUGAGGGAGCCCUCCUGGGGAGAGCAGGUGCACUCCCAGGGCAGGGGGCCGGGGUGUGGGUGCAGCCAGUGCCAGUGUGCAGGAAGCCCAAGACCUGCAGAGCUGGAACAGGGGUGGGGUGCAAGGCAGAGAGAACAGGAGGGGUUUUCUCCCCUUGCUGGGUCCAGGGGCUUUUCUUUUCUCUCCCCCCCCAACCCCCGUCUUUGCAGAAGCCGGAUCUAACAGGCUGCCAGGCUAUUCUAUUUUUGACUCCCCAGCUGCUGUCAAUGUCGGCCUGGAUGCAUUCCUGCGCCUGCUUUGGAGGGAGGCUUCGGGCGUGGGAGGGGGAUGCCCCUGGACACUCAGCAGGCCCCCAGGACCACACCCACCCACCCUGGGGGUGGGGGAGGUAGGGCGUGAGUAUAGGCUGGAGCACUUGCGGCUAGCACUGCCUCCCACUCCCCUAGGAGUAUCCUCACAGCCAGAGUCCCAAGCCACUCUUCUUAGUCAUGGGCUGGACUUGAACCUGGGAUCCAUAGGCCAGCAGUCCCUCCCUGCCCUGCUGGGCACAGCACAUACCCACGUUGUCAUCACAGACAGCCCAUCUCCAGUCCCCUGGCCUCUGUGCCUUGUGUGGGAGCAAAGAGCGGCCUGUUCUUUCCCAGGCUGGGGACAGUCCGUGCCCCCACACAACGAGGAGCAGCCCAGGAGUGGGUGUGCGGGUGCCAACCCUGCACUCCACCAUGGUGUGGGCGUGCCCCCUGAACACCCAGACCUACCUAACCCAGCAUUGACAGGGGGACAGGAGCCCCUCCCUCCCCACCCUGGCAGCCAUCAACCAUGCUGGCACUGGGAUGCUGGUGCCCCGUAACCCAUGGGCCUUCUCCCCGUCCUUGCCAAAAGCAUCUCCUGGUGUCUGGCAGGAAGUUCCCAAGGGCAGGGGCUGAGGAGCCGGGCCCGGGUGUGCUGGGGCCUCUGCUUGUUCCCUCCAUUGCUCCACCCUCUCUGUUACCCAAACUCCUCCAGCUCUCUGCAAACGUAGAACUGCACUCAGCAGCGCCUCUCAGAGAAGGGUGGGGGUCCCCUCGCGGUGGCCCCCCUGAGAGGUACUCGCCAAGCCGUCAGUCCGUGACCUGGCUGUGAGAGGGGCCCGUGGAAGCCAGGCUGGAUUGUAUGUCCGGGCUGGCCAAGCCUGCCUGCUCCGUGCGCUGCACCUGCUCCCAGAGCCGGACCCGCCACAGGGGCUGACAUCUGGAAGAAUUUGUACAUAGUUCUUUUUCCCUUUGUUGUUGUUUUCAGGGGUCGGGUUUGCUUUGCCUUUGACAGCUCUGUUUGAUUUUAUUAUUUUGACCUCACUUUCUGGCCAUGUAAACUAUUUCUGGUAACUUUAUGUUUUUAUUUAUGAAUAAAGAACGCCAUUUC
Messenger RNA from Lepus europaeus (European hare), 4008 nucleotides. RefSeq names its product leucine zipper tumor suppressor 1 (gene LZTS1). Bases 159 to 1904 code for a protein of 581 amino acids. The record is from RefSeq and is a predicted model, not a curated record. Gene Ontology annotation, biological process: regulation of dendrite morphogenesis; regulation of synaptic plasticity. Lineage: Eukaryota; Metazoa; Chordata; Mammalia; Lagomorpha; Leporidae. The transcript is spliced from 4 exons. Gene Ontology annotation, cellular component: dendritic spine.